This is a messenger RNA of Manduca sexta (tobacco hornworm), 2707 nucleotides long. Its product is annotated as probable palmitoyltransferase ZDHHC24. Bases 448 to 1260 code for a protein of 270 amino acids. The transcript has a single exon. NCBI's taxonomy places the organism in Eukaryota, Metazoa, Arthropoda, Insecta, Lepidoptera, Sphingidae. The record is from RefSeq and is a predicted model, not a curated record. Gene Ontology annotation, molecular function: palmitoyltransferase activity.
ACGGUAUGCCGGGUAGCAGUGGCUAAAACCCGCACAAGAUAAAGAAGAGUGGCGUAACAAAGAAGAGGCCUAUACUCAGCAGUGGGUGGAUACGGGCUGAUUAGAAAGAUAGAUUUCAGUACCAAGCCGACACUCUAUGUAUGUUUUUUUUUUAAAUAGGUAGAUAUUGGUAUCAAGGCCAAAAUAUCUUAUAUCUACUAUAUUAUCACAUUUAUAUAUUUCCAGCGGCAUAAAAUUCAGUUUCCGUUAACCUAUCCAUUUUUGGUAUUAUACGUGAAUAAUCAUCAUAAAUGGGAUAAAUACUCCAUCGACGCAAAAAGUUUGCAAUAAUUAAAUACAAAUCUGUAUCGGAAACAUAAAAAAAACACGAGUGUCAACAUAAAAAAAGUCGUGACAAAUGUCAGAAACAUUAACGUUUAUUGUGUAUCCUUUAUCAAUAAAAUUAAAAUGAGUCAUUCAAAGAAAACACGUUUAUAUAGAUUAUUUGAAAAAUUUCAAUGUUAUAUUCUAGUGUUUAUAAUAACACCAGGUUUCUACGUUUUUGAAAUGUCUGUGGUGAGACCAACAAUUGUUGACACCUACGAAAUAGGAACAACGAAACAUGUCUUCCAUAUAAUACUGUCAACUUUCAUCCUCCAUAAUGUUGUCGGAAAUAUGCUGAUGAGCAUCAUGUUUGAUUCUUGGUCAGAUAAAUCUAACAAUGACGAUGAUGAUGACGAAAAACAAUGCGAAAAUUGUGACGUCAAUCGUCCAAAAAACGUGUGGCAUUGCAAAACUUGUGGAGUCUGCGUCCUCAAGAGAGAUCAUCAUUGCUUCUUCUUCGCCAAAUGCAUCGACUUUCGCAACAAGAGAUAUUACAUCCUUUACUUGAUAUACGUAACCAUCUCGUUAAUUUAUUCCACUUAUUAUAACUAUUAUUACGUCUCUUCUAAAUUUGAAGGCGAUAUGAUUAUUGCUGCAUUUAGAAUUAUAAAUCCGAUGCUACGUUUCAUAAUACCAGAACCUAUGGGAUUCAAGGACUUGUAUCUGCUGUUUCUGUUUAUAAAUAUUGGGUUAGCAGUUUGGUCAGGUUGGUUGGUGGUGUUUCAUAUGAAGAACGCUGUCAGAGGAGUGACGGCUCGAGAGUAUCGAAGUACUGAAUUGUUCAAGACUUCGCAAUGGAGAAAGAAUUUGUUGAAAGUCUUUGGUACGAAAUGGUAUUUGGCGAUUAUCUGCCCUCUGGUAGAUAGUCCUUUGUUAGAAAACGAGAAGGAUGAUUAAGUUAUUGAGUUAGUUUUGAUAUAAGAAGUACAAUUAUUUGAGGUAUUAUUAAUACAAGGUGUAGAAUUUAAGUUUUUAAACUACUAAGUAUAGUUACUACUAAGUAUUUUUAUUUAAAAUGAAAUUGAACUAUUAUUAAACUAUUUAAGAAAAAAAGUUAUUUGUAAUAUUCAAUUAUUUUGUUCCGAUCCCUUCGCUUGACCACAUACUUAUAUCAUUAAUGUUAUUGUGUAAAACAAUUAAAUAUAAUAUAAAGUCUGCUACAUAGUCGCAUACAAAAGACGUAUAAUAACGUUAGAGUAAACAUUAUUAUAUUAUUUGCUCAUAGUUCUAACACCUAUCAGCUCAGGGCUCAUAAAACUGCUUUAUUGUAUACAAACUGACCUUCAUAGUUUCAAUAAUUACUUCUACAAUAACAGCUUUUAAAAUUAACAUUUAAUAGAAUUACUUGAAAAAUUCAACUUGGUUUCGCUUGUUAACUAGCUUUUCUUAAAACAAAAAAGUGAUCAAAUUUUACGCGAUGGUUUUACUUAUAAAGCACAAUAGACGCAUCUCUUAAACCUAAGACCUUAUUACGCGCAUCACAAGACUCAUAAUGCGAGACUGUAUGCAACUGCUAUGUAUUGAUUUUGCAUUAUCACAUCCAAAUUUGUAUUUAUUACAUUACAUGACCAUACUGUCCUAGUCGUCCCUAUUAUAGGACGCGUAACGGUUACAUAAGUGACGGCAAAACAGCCGCGUCCACGCGAGGCAUGUCAAUGUACAGGAAGCGCGGUUUGACGCUUUUGUAUAACUAUGUAAUAAUUAAUGUUUGGAAUGCAAAGCGAUAUUGUCGACGACGACGACUAUAGACGACGUUUUGUAUGUCGGCAUUAAUGGAACUAUUGAACGGAAUUGACAAAUUUGAAUAAAGAUGUUUUUGUCGUAUUCUGCUAAAGUUGUUAUUGCAUUGCGCGUCCUAUGCCUAUGGUAAUAGAGCCUUAGUUUUUGGAGAAUCUAUAUUAUUACAGUCAACUAGGCCUAAAAGGCAACGGUAUGAUGGGCUCAUAAAUUUUUAGAACUCUUCUUUAAACUAAUGACUACAAGUUGCAUGUCACCUUAGUCACGGUUAGAUAAAGUGUAGUAUCGAAUACCGAAUUUCGUCUCCAGACCCUAGAAAAAUCGCGCCAUUAUAAACUAACUUUCAGUGGCGAAUAGUGCUUACGAGAGAACCCGACACAACAUAUAGGUAAUAAUAUGCAUAAAUGCGGACUGCAAGUCGUACUAAUGAUAAUUUGAUUCUACAGAAAUUCUACACAAAGGGACGGGGGCAGUAAUCGGGUUAUAUGGAUCCUUUGCCAUUGCUGACUAUUGAGUCGCAUUUCGAGAACAAGUCCUAAUAAUUUAGUUUCGACUAUUAUUUGUUUCCUAUGAAUUUCACCUGGUUCAAUUUCACCUGGUUCUUCAA